UGACUACUGGAUUGCUAUAGAACCAUCUUCAUCUAUCUUUCAAUUACCUCUAUCUAUCUAUCAAGCCCCUCAUCUCAUCUUACAUAUACGCAUCAAACCUCAACGCAAGCAAGCAACCAUGUCCGCCGAAUCCCUUCCCAUCAGCCCCGCCGCCUUCGCCGAGGCCAUCAAAGAGCUUCCCCUCCCUGUGCUCUACGCGAAAGUCUCCGAGAUCCGCAACUCCAUGGCACACCUCCACCGCUCCAACCAGGAAUUAAGGACAUUUAUCAACGAGUCAUGCGACACGGAAGCCGAAAAGCAAGAACUCGAGGUCUAUAUCAAGGAGAACGAGGACGUCGCGGUGUCGAUGCUGGAGAGGAUCGAGCUACUGAAGACAGAGGUGGAGAACCGGGGACAGAAAUGGAUUGAGCUGGACGAUCCGGAGAAGGAGAAGGCAAAUGGGGAAGCGAAUGCCAAUGGAAAUGGGAAUGGAACAGUGGAAGGGACGGAGGAGGUGCGGAACCCCGCUGCGGGGAAUGAGGACCGGAAUCAAGAUCACGAUCAGGAUCAGGAGGGAGUCUAUCUGUAGUGAUGAACCUCCGUCUGGGUGAUGAAUUCGAGACAAGGAAAGGUACAACGCAAUAUUUGCAAGAUAUCCAUCUGUCGCAUACGGGAUCUUCUAUAUGUGCAGCUACCAACUACCUCACCUACUGCCAAGAGUGUCGCAAUGUUGCAACUUGCAGGCUAUUCAAUCCCUGCUGUCCGUUCAGCCCUCUCUACUGAAUACGGUCAAAGCAUGAGAGACGUCACGCCGCUAAUUGUCUCCAUGCUAGUUGAACUAUCUAGUCCUCCCGGAAGAAGGGCCCUA
This is a messenger RNA of Aspergillus welwitschiae, 847 nucleotides long. RefSeq lists its product as uncharacterized. The coding region runs from base 119 to 568 and encodes 149 amino acids. Gene Ontology annotation, biological process: proteasome regulatory particle assembly. The record is from RefSeq and is a predicted model, not a curated record. Gene Ontology annotation, molecular function: protein-macromolecule adaptor activity. The transcript has a single exon. NCBI's taxonomy places the organism in Eukaryota, Fungi, Ascomycota, Eurotiomycetes, Eurotiales, Aspergillaceae.